Messenger RNA from Erythranthe guttata (spotted monkey flower), 1475 nucleotides. RefSeq lists its product as uncharacterized. The record is from RefSeq and is a predicted model, not a curated record. Lineage: Eukaryota; Viridiplantae; Streptophyta; Magnoliopsida; Lamiales; Phrymaceae.
UUAUUUUGUUUAUUCGUUCAAUCCUUCACGAAUCCGAAUUUAUUUAGCCUUCGCAUUCGAAUUUGGGGCCAUUUUAGAGAGAGAAACACAUAAUUUCUGUGUUCCUGGUUAAUUUCCUGCCGUUUUAGAGAGAGAAACACAUAAUCUCUGUGUUCCUGGUUAAUUCCCUGCCGGUUAAGAGAGAGAAACAUCUAAUCUAUGUGUUCCUGGUUCAAAAUUACAGCUGCUGUUAUUUUCAUGUUCUGAAUUCGACCAUGUUUUCUUAUGAUGUAUCUGUCAACUAUCUUAUGAUAUAUCUGCCAAAUCAAUUACGAUUUGUUUGAUUAAUCUCAUGUUUAAAUUGAAUAAUCAGGAACACAGCAAAACGUUGCUAGAAAAACGCAUCUCCGGAUUCCAAGAAGCUUUUCAGACUCUGAAAUCGAAAAUCAAAAUGAAAAUGAAAAUGGCUAACUGUGUUAUCCCAUCAACCGUAUUACCACCACCAUCGAUUUCAUCAAUCCCAAUCCCAAUCGAUAUCCUCCACAAUCAGAACCUCCUACACCUCUGGCCUCAACUCGAGCAACAGAUUCUUGAAAUGCCCAACUGGUUGUACCUUUUUGCGUGUCUGUUCGAGAAUAGUGUCCAACCAUUGAGGGCAUGUUCGGCUAACAGAGAACGACUUAGAGCUGAUGUCGUACGAGCAAUUGUUUACUACAAUGCAUCCGAAGAACAAGUGAGGGCCCACGUCGUUCCUCGUCUCGAACUAGCUUUGUAUUUCCUCGAACAAGUUACCGCUUAUGCUGACCAAGUCAGCUGUUUCGCCGAUCAAAUUUCGGAUCGUGUUAGGUCUUACGAAGAAAAACUUAGGGCUCAUGUCAUGGAGGAAGCGGGUAGUAUUGAAUGGUAUCUGAAGCAAAUCGAGGAGUUGUUUGCAACUGUGAAAAUGAUCGCAGAUAGCUCUGCUGCCACUUCAUCCAAGAUUUGUGAUAUUGGGAUGGUAACGGUCCAGAAGUUUGUGCAGCUGAUUGGUCAAGUGCAGCAGCGAGGAGCAGCAGAUCGCAGCCCUGAUUACCCCGUUGUGGAAGGAGUUGACCAAACGUUCGAGUCAACUCUCGGUCGUGUGAUUCAGCUGAUGGCGUUGAGUCGUCUCUAAAGGGAAGUAUUCUUAUCUCUGUUUUUUGAACUUGUGAAAUCUGAUGCUCACCACUUCCCAAUGUUGGAGACAUGUGUUGCUAGUUUCUUUCUUGAACUGAAUUAGUAAUUGCAAAAACAUACGUGGGGGUGGUUUCGUAAUUUCGGUUGCAUUUGGGUUCGAUGAUUUUGAUUCGUAUAUUGCUAGUUUAUUUACUGAGCUGAAUUAGUAACUGCAGAAACAUACGUGGGGUGGUUUCGUAAUUUUGGUUGCAUUUCGAUUCGACGAUUUUGAUUCGAAGUCUAUUUUUUCUAACAGACUUUGUUAUGUAGAUAAUCAGUGUUCAAUGAAAAACAAUCCUUUU